This is a messenger RNA of Exaiptasia diaphana, 1711 nucleotides long. RefSeq lists its product as uncharacterized. The transcript has 4 exons. Gene Ontology annotation, molecular function: DNA binding. Bases 6 to 1463 code for a protein of 485 amino acids. NCBI's taxonomy places the organism in Eukaryota, Metazoa, Cnidaria, Anthozoa, Actiniaria, Aiptasiidae. The record is from RefSeq and is a predicted model, not a curated record.
CUAAGAUGGCUUCCACGCUUUCAGGUCAUAAACAAGAGCUCGAAAAAUAUGCUGAACUUGUGGAACAGCAUAUUCAUGGAUUGUUGGUGGACAAGAAAAACCCAAAUGACCACCUGGAUUUUCUAUGUAAUCUUCAGGUGGCACAAAAUCAAUUGUCAUCUGACGCCCAAGAAAUACCUCAAAAGCGGCAAAGGCAGCAAACUCCUUUAAUGAGAGAGAGUUUGCACCAGGAAGAAGAGAUGUCGCCCCCAAAAAAAGCCACAAAGAAGAAACCAGAGGCAAAGCAACAGCGAACGAAAACUAAAAAGCAACUACAAAAAGAGGGAGAAGCGUCAUCAGCCCUCCACGGCGCCAAMGAAAUAUUAAACGACCUCCCUACAUUUUUACAUAACUUCCCAUCAUCAUCCACUACGACUUUGCCUGGUGUAUGUACUUCAAAUUUGCUACAGGCCCCUUCGCCAACCAUCAUUACUUCCCAAUUGACGCACUCCACAACUUCACAGGACAGCAUACUUACUUCUGCACCAGAAAUGCCUGCUAUUACCUCCCUGCAGACAUCCUCGCCACGCUACUUAAAUACAAGCUCUAUAAGCAUCUCUAGGUCGCUUGCUUCURCACCAACUAUUACCUCCUUGCAGACAUCUUUGACUCCUUCCGUAUCUCCAAGCACUCCCUGUACCCUCAGAGAUACUGCUGAAACCUUUCGUGAGGCCCUCGGUAUUGCAAACAGUUUUGGAAUGGAUAAUUCCCUUCAAGACUUUGAAAUUGAAAGCUCUCUGCCGCCCAUUAAUCAAGUCAACUCAAGUGAGUUAACCGUCUUGGAACCUCGCCCACGCAAUUCUGAUGACCCAUUUAGGGUUAUUGAAGAAUUGAAAAAGGAAAAUGAAAGUCUCAAAAAAGAAAUUGAAGAAUUGCGAAAGAGCAAAUCCACUUGUUCUCAUCCUGCUGCUUCAACAGAAGUAAUAAAUUUCCUUAUGAUGCUUGCAAAUAGCUACACUGGCAYUGGUGAAGGAGUUMUGUCGGUGUUGCCAAAUCCCGUCACAAAGGAGUUUUMCAUAAGAGCCAAUCUAAAUCCCACAGCAAGCAAUAAUUCAUCACAGAGCCAUUCUCUUGUACGUCUUAAAGAGGGGGCAGAUGUGUUUGUAGACCGAAGCACUUUGCGCAACGAUGUAACAACAGCUCAAAAGAAAGGACCAACACACCUCAUAAGCCGGUUGAUUGCAAGCAUAUUUUCAACGGAAGAGCUGGCAAACUCCCGUGGCCAAGGGAUAGUGAAAGGGCCAAACGUUGAAAAUAAACAGCCUCUUGAUCAAAUAAGGAUAAAUGCUUGUAAAGAUUACGUAACUGCUUUCUGCAUCGAAAACAAGAAAGAGCAAUUGACAAACAAGCAGAUCAACGAGGCCAUAACGAACCAAAUUAGCUACGCUCGAGUCAAGCUUCGCCGAUCAGCUAAGUCUUUAUAGUAUAUCAAAAUACUCAGACACUGCAUGGAUCGCAUGGAUACUGACUUUGGAUCAUAUAUACAAAUAAUAGUAAAUUUAGAGGUCAACACAUAGACAUUUUGAGGCCAAAAUAUAAUUAUCUAAACGCAGUAGCUGCCGACAGAUGAAAUUAUGUAUUUAUACAUUUAAAAAUUGCCUCACAAAAGAUAAGGCCAGAGUUCGUGGUGCGAUCAUAGCCAUUUCAUAAUCAURAAUAAAUGUUUUUACAC